AUGCCUCCGUCAAGGCCUUCGCGCAGGUCCAACGCCCGGACGAAUGCCUCCAGCCCAGACGGCUCCCAUGCGACCAACUCGCCUGCGCCUCAAGUCGCCCCGCCAAAAGAGAAGGGCCAGUCGUCGCUCGACAGCUGGAUUGAGCCGCCGCCGAGGACUCCUGUCCCCAGCUUCGAGGAUGUUGGUUUCGAGAGGCAGGGUGUCCUCACCACCAUGCAGCCUCUGGGCGUGAGGCCCACGGCAAAAGACAGGGCAAGGUCGAGGGUUGAUGGGCUGCGCCGCUCGGUGGCGGGCAAGAACGGCCAGCUGUCUGGGCCCGAGGAUUCGCGCGACACGCCCGACGUCGACGGCACACAACAGGCGGAGGACCGGGACAGGAAUCCGCAGGACUACCUGCCCGUAAUACCCCCCAACCGGGAUGAAGAGGAGGAUGACGACUACACGCCGGCCAGCAAAAAGAAGAAGAACAAGAAGGGCAGGGCCUCGAAGCGUGGCUCGAAAAGUGAGACGCCAGUGGGCUCGGUCCGCCCAACCGCAGCCCCGAGCACUCCCGACAAUCGGUCUCCGUCGCCUCUCGAAGAGGAGACGGCCAACGACGGGAUUUCUAUGGGCGUCGAGAAGGCUCUCCGUGGCGCUUUAGCGAAGGUUGAGAGUACCGGCCACACAAAGAUCGGCACUGUGCUAAGACGUCUCUCUCAACAGAGCAAGAAAGACAAGGGUCUUGCUGAGCUUCUCAGCUAUGUUGCAAAGCACAACGGCAAGGCCCCCUCCCAGGAGAAGCAGGCCGAAUUCGACCGCUACGUCAAGCGCGCCAGAAAGGCGCCCCCACAGGAUCAGGAGGAGGAGGAGAGUAUCGAGAGAAGCCCCAAGCGCGCGCGCAUCUCGCGUGGUGCCAACGGCCUCGCUUUGACGCCCUCGCAGUCCGCGCAAUCGCCCUCGCCCUCAUCCCCAGCAAAGUCGACCACCAUCCACCCUUCUUCCGCAAUCCAAUCUCCAGCCCCCGAGGAACUAUCCUCCGAGCGUGCUGACACUCCUCCGAAGGAACCUACUGCGGCCGAAAUGGGAGCCAGCGCCAACGGCCUGGCCUCUUCCGCCGUGCACUCCCCUCGUUCGAGGCGCGCCAGCGUAUCCUCCAUCUCCUCUCUAAGCUCGGUCGACGAGAGCAUUGCGGCAGGCCCGCCUCCCGAUGUGUUGGAAGACGCUGCCAUUAGCAGGCCGUCAACGGCUGGGCCUUCUACGAACGGUGCCAGCAAGUUGAACAUCAGGACGAAGAAGCCGCUUCCCAAGAAGGCGGGUGGCGGUGCCAGCAACAAGCGCUCUCCCGACGAUGCCGGCUUGACCGAGUCCGAAGACGAGGAGUUGCAGGCAAAGCGCCGCAAAUAUAGCGAGGGGCUGAAGGACCUCACGAGCUUCAACAAAAUCAUUCCCGUCAGCAGCAUAAGACGUGAACUCGCAGCGACGGAGAUCCCUGCUUUCAACGACUCUCCGGUCCUGCCUCCGCCCAGGAAGCAGAAGCUCAAGCUCACCAACGGUCUCCUCAAGAAGUCGGCCCUUCAAGCAAGCAGCAGCGCCGCGUCACCCCUCUCAGACGGGGGCCCGCCGCAUGGAUCCGGACCGGCCACGCGUGCUACCACGCCUAACCUCAACGCAGAUGGCAACGAGCGGCCAUCAAAGAGGCAGAAGACGUCGGCUCGCACAAAGCACUCGCCGAUCAAGAAUAGGACGGGUGGUGUCGCGGGCGUAGCUCGUGCGAGUGGCGGAAUGGAAUCCCCGAUCGGCUACGAUGACAACGACGCGCGUUCCGAAAAUGAUGACUUUUGUUCUGCAUGUGGCUUCUCCGGCCUGCUUCUCUGCUGCGAUGGUUGCGACAAGGCCUUCCACCUCACUUGUUGCGACCCGCCGCUCAACGACACGCCGGACGAAAAGUGGCUUUGCCACCUCUGCGCGGCGAAAAGCAACAGCGCAUUAAGAGAGUCGGUCCCGUUCAGCAUGUUCGGUCCUUUGAUGGCCACCAUCAACAAGCGCAACCCCACCGUCUUCGCUCUUCCCAGGCGCGUCCAAGAUCAUUUCGAGGGCGUGCGUGCCGACAAGGAGGGCGCAUACGAGGAGGUGCAAGCGACGAAGCCUCUCAACAAGGGCCGUGGCGGCUGGGACGAAGUGCCCGACAACACCAGGCUUCUCGACACAAAGGGCAACGCCAUCCUUUGCGUGCAGUGCGGCAAGUCAUCGCUUAACAAGCAGCAGAUCAUCCAGUGCGAUGUCUGCAGUGCUAACUGGCAUUUGGACUGCCUUGACCCGCCCAUGGCCAAUCCUCCUCCCAUUCCUUUUAAUAGCAGGCACCGCAAUGUCUGGAAGUGUCCCCGCCACACCGACCGGGACCUUCGCGCUAUUGAGCCAACCGUGUCCAGUGCUCUAGGCAGCAAACGGAUCUUCCGGAUUCGCAAGCCCAAGGACCCUAACAUCGUCGACGUCAACAUGAGGCGCGGCUUCAGAAACAACGGCGUCAUCGAGGUCGCUGAAGACAGUAGCGACAGCGAGAAGGAGUUUGAGUCUAAUGAUGACGAGGACGGUGUCGUCUACCGCCUCCCGUCCAAGGGCAUCAAGCUCGACUUCAUCUCCAAGAUCAAGCAGAUGCGCAUGGACAACGAGAACAAGCGCGCCCGAACCAGCUUCCCCUCGAUCCAGCCACGAACGUACGACCGCAAGUUCAGCAACGCCGAUCCUACCGACCGACGUGCGGCUGUCAACCUCGUGCAGUUCGCCAACCGAGAAUCCGACCUCGAGCUCGGCGGCGACGCGGUGCAGACGCUCAUCUACAGCCUGAAUGGCGAAUCACCCGACGAAGUCAUCGACAGCAUGGCUGGGGCUGGAAAGGCACCGCUGACGAUGGAGCCGCCCGGAGAGGAGGAAAGACGGCAGCUUCUGGCCCUGCAGGAGCUUAUUCGCCGCAGACUCGGCGUUACCAACGGAAGUGUCUGA
This is a messenger RNA of Diplodia corticola, 2979 nucleotides long. Its product is annotated as zinc finger phd-type protein. The coding region runs from base 1 to 2979 and encodes 992 amino acids. Lineage: Eukaryota; Fungi; Ascomycota; Dothideomycetes; Botryosphaeriales; Botryosphaeriaceae. Gene Ontology annotation, biological process: regulation of transcription by RNA polymerase II. The record is from RefSeq and is a predicted model, not a curated record. The transcript has 6 exons. Gene Ontology annotation, cellular component: Rpd3S complex.